AUCUAUCUACCAAAAACCCAACUACUGUAAUUUAAGAAGAAGAAGAAAAUCUCUCAAUCAAACCCUGGUGCUAGAGAGACUCGUCUCUCACUCGAUCUCAACAAAACAAGCAUACAGAGACAGAGAGAAAGCAAGAAAGCAAACAGCAGCAGUGUCUGUCUCUCUCAGUCGAGAUUGGAGAAAUAGAAGAUGGAUGCGAUGAGGAAGCAGCUGGAUGUGCUCAUGGGAGCGAAUCGAAACGGCGACGUAAGAGAGGUCAAUCGCAAGUACUACGAUCGUGAUGUUUGUCGCUUGUACUUGGUUGGCCUUUGCCCUCACGAGCUCUUCCAACUAACGAAAAUGGAUAUGGGACCAUGCCCGAAAGUCCAUUCCUUGCAGCUGAGAAAAGAUUAUGAAGAAGCGAGGGCGAAAGGUGUUGAUAGCUAUGAUGUGGAGUUAGAGAAUGUUAUUGAUAAGCUUAUUGUCGAAUGCGAUAAGAAAAUCGGUAGAGCACUUAAGCGUCUUGAAGAUGAGGACGCCAAGGCAGCUAUUGCCAUUUCAGUCACUGAGGUUACCCAGACUCCUGAGGUUAUUGAGCUGUCGAAGCAGAUUAAGGAGAAGCUGAAAGAAGCUGACAAAUAUGAUCUUGAAGGCACAACAGAUUUUAAGAUUCAAGCUUUGGAAGAAGUGGAAAAACUCAGAAGUGAAAGAGCAGAGAAGCAGUCUGCGCAACUUUUGGAGGCCUUCAAUAAAGACAGGUCUUCCUUACCUCAACCUAUGCCAAAUCCCCCACCAUCAGCACCCAUGCCGCUGCCUACUCCUGAUCCUCGCACCCAGGAGAUGAUAAAUGAGAAGCUGAAGAAAGCGGAGGAUCUUGGUGAGCAAGGGAUGGUAGAUGAGGCUCAAAAAGCAUUGGAAGAGGCCGAAGCACUUAAAAAGCUUCCUGCCAGGCAGGAGCCUACUGUGGAUUCCUCCAAGUAUUCUGCUGCCGAUGUGCGCAUUACUGAUCAGAAGCUACGUGUUUGUGACAUUUGUGGAGCUUUUCUGAGCAUUUAUGAUAGUGACCGACGACUUGCAGAUCAUUUUGGAGGGAAGCUUCAUUUAGGCUAUAUGCAAAUUCGUGAGAAACUCACAGAGCUUCAGGAAAACAAGCACCGCAAGGCUGACUGGUACGAUGAUAGAAGAUCAAAAGAACGGAGUAGAGACCGUGACAGAGAAUCAAGCAGGGAUCAAGAUCAGGGAGAUAGCCGUGACCGGGGGAGGGAUUAUGAUCGAAGGAGCAGAGAUCAUGACAGGUAUAAUGACCGGGAUCGUGGAUAUGAUCGUGAACGUGAACGUGAGCGCUCCCACAGUUAUGAUUCAAGAAGUCUUCGCAGAUCACGUUCUCGAUCUAGGGAACAUACAAGGGAUUAUGAUCGCCAUAGGCGCUAUGACCGAUAUUAGGAUCUUGUUGCUGAGCAGUUGGGUAUGGAAAUUUGUGUUUGUUGCCUAGUUGUCCUCUGUGUAGUUUAUGUCCAACGAAAUGGUUCAUCCUUCGGGGUUCUCACAGUAUUAGUCAGUGGUGUCCAAAGUUCGUUAGAUUAUUGACUCUCUGCGUGCUGUGCUGCGCUGUGCUGCGCUGUGCUGCCAAAGACUCGUUUUCCUUCCUUGGCGCCUGUAGUAUGGAUUUAUACAAUUGAGAAAACAACAGGAGCAAGCUCUCGAAGCUGAGCGUGAAACUACUCUUGUUUACUGGUUCAACCCUAUUUAUCAUCUCUAGAUGAUGGCCUUUUUAACGAUGUCAGACAGCGUUGUGCGUUUUUUCUGCUUAUCAUGUAUUGGAGGGGUGUUUCCAAAUGUGGAAGAUGCUUUGCUGGGGACUUAUAUUUGAUACGCAAUGCUUUUUCUACCAACAAGAAAGACGUCUAAUGUUUCAUUCUAGACUGUUGAAAUAAAAUACAAAUGGAAAAACGGUAUGUGUUCUUUAAUGAAAACUAUUUAAUGUA
Populus nigra (black poplar) is the source of this 1964-nucleotide messenger RNA. RefSeq lists its product as uncharacterized. Gene Ontology annotation, biological process: mRNA splice site recognition. Lineage: Eukaryota; Viridiplantae; Streptophyta; Magnoliopsida; Malpighiales; Salicaceae. The transcript is spliced from 14 exons. Gene Ontology annotation, molecular function: mRNA binding. The record is from RefSeq and is a predicted model, not a curated record. The coding region runs from base 190 to 1422 and encodes 410 amino acids. Gene Ontology annotation, cellular component: U2-type prespliceosome; U1 snRNP.